Molecule: messenger RNA, 2202 nt
Organism: Apiotrichum porosum
Lineage: Eukaryota; Fungi; Basidiomycota; Tremellomycetes; Trichosporonales; Trichosporonaceae
Exons: 4
Coding region: 1-2202 (733 amino acids)
Molecular function (GO): hydrolase activity
Source: RefSeq, a predicted model, not a curated record
AUGUCGUCGACACUGCACGCGGACACCGCGCCGCACACUGGCCGGCUCGCGCACCUUCUCAAAUCGUACACGUCGACACAUCCCCUCCGUUCCCCCAGCCCAUUACCCCCCAGCAGUCGCUUCGGGACCAACACGACCCAGCGCUCGGCACCCCCGACAUCGGCGUCCCCUCUCCUCUGGACUCUCUCGACAUGGAUCGCGUUCGCCCAGUUUUCCAUGGCCAAGGGCCUCCACAUUGUCUGGUCACUUUUGAAGCACCUCCUCUUCGGUCCUCAGCGCCCGUCGUGGGGCUACCGCAUGACACUUAUCACAUCCUUUAUGCGAAACGUCGGCAAUUACACCGACUUUGCAGACAUUGUCCUCCUCCGCCAUCUCAUUUCCAUCACAUACUUUAUCCCGCUCCCCGCGGACGCGGUUGUGACACCCAUCACAUUCCUCGUCCCCAAGCGCAAGCCCGCGGACGCGUGUAGGGGAUUCUUACGUGAAUGGGAUAUUCAAGAGACAGGCACGCGCGAGCUCACAGGAGAGUGGGUUGUCGGCAACGAUGUGUGGAAGCGUCUCAAGUCCGAGCGCCGCGCGCGUUGGCAUGGUGAGAUGCGCCGUCGCACUCAUGCAGGCCCGUCCCGGCUCCGUGACGACGCGUCCGCUAUGUCGAGCCCCAUGGCGAGCGUGAGGGGCAUGUCGGUCGAACAGGGGCGCUCGACGCCCGAACCCGAGCUCGAGGUUGAGGCUGCCACGACUACCGGCCGUCGUGAACGUGUCAUCUACUAUGUCCAUGGCGGCGCGUACUAUGUGGGCAACGCCGCUACCCACCGCCUCGUGACGAUUGGUAUCAGCAAGGCUUGCAACGCGAGGGUCUUUGCGAUUACCUACCGCCUCGCCCCAGAGUUUACGUUUCCGCUGCCUCUCCUCGACGUAGUCCAGGGUUAUCUCCGCCUCCUCGCUCCUCCCCUCUCCAUCCCGCCGGAGAACAUUAUCGUCAUGGGCGACUCGGCCGGUGGAGGUCUGUGUCUCGCCCUCAUGAUGUACCUCCGCGACAAUGGUUACCCCAUGCCCGCUGGUGCCUGUCUCAUGUCACCUUGGGUCGAUCUCACCAUGUCGUGCGGAUCUUGGGAUGAGAACAGUGAAUACGAUGUCAUCUGUGUUCCUCACGCGGAAGACCACCUCAACCCCGUUGGCUGCUACCUCGGUCCUAAGGGCAUCGCGGCGUACUUGACCCACCCAUACGCCUCACCACUCUUUGGUGACUUGUCGAACCUGCCGCCACUCCUGAUUCAGUCCGGCGACUCGGAGGUCCUCCGUGACGAGAUCACGCUUCUCGCUCACAAGGCCACCCUCGCCGGCGUGCCCGUCACCCACGAGCUGUACGAAGACAUGGUCCACGUGUUCCAAAUGUUCACCUGGCUGCCCGCUACACAUGCGGCUAUCAACAGCAUUGGACGUUGGGUUCGCCAGACUCUUCCGCGCAUCGAGUGGGAGCAGCGUCAGUUUGCCGAGAUGGAGGCGGCAGCUGAGGAGAACGACCAGUGGGCGGCUGAACAUGACGCGCCUGAGGAUGGCGAGCAGACAUUGCGUCCUUCGCCUGCGCCUUCCCCCAGUGCGACUCUCGAGUCUGUCGCUGCUGUCGCUGGCACCCGCACACCCCGUACGAGCGCCCCCAGUAUCGAUGUCGACUCGUUGCCGCCAGGCGCCACGGUUCUGCCAUCCUCAGUCGACCCACGCCGCGCAUCUGCCAUUCAUGUGCAGUCGGCGUUGGAGCAGGACGCUUCGCUUCACUCCCCGAGCCCGCGUCCUCCCAUGCGCCGCGCCAACACGACUACGCCCUUGCACUCUACAACCGUAUCACCCGACGACCCCAGCGGUCUUCCUUCCCCGCGCGCGUCGCUCCGCCGUCGUCGCACACACGCCAACCUUGCGCUCCACAUGUCUUCCUCCCCCGUCUCACCCGCUGGAGGUCUCCCAAGCAACCCCACCUCUCCAUCACCGAGCGUUCGUCGUCGCCUCCGUGCGCCAUCUAUCGGGUCGCACCCCACGACACCAAGCACCCGUACCCGCAGCCAGUCCCACUCGGACAUCUUCCACCUCGUCGAGGGAUACCUCGAGGACGGAGCUGCAAACGCUACGGUCCUGUACACCCCCGGCGGCGAGAUUCGCAGUGUCGGCGUGCUUGGUGAUGAUGAGGAUGAGGAGUAUGUCGACUAG